Molecule: messenger RNA, 311 nt
Organism: Penaeus vannamei (Pacific white shrimp)
Lineage: Eukaryota; Metazoa; Arthropoda; Malacostraca; Decapoda; Penaeidae
Product: CREB-regulated transcription coactivator 1 homolog
Biological process (GO): protein homotetramerization
Molecular function (GO): cAMP response element binding protein binding
Source: RefSeq, a predicted model, not a curated record
CAUUUCUUCUCCAGUGCAAAAUGGCGACCCCGAGAAAAUUUCAGGAAAAGAUCGCGUUAUUACAACAAAAGGAAGCCGAGGGGAAGAUGGAAUAUGAUCAGAUUAUGAAUGAAGUCCAUGAGCUGACCAAAGGGCAAAAGACUUGCAGCCGGCCCAAAGCCCAGCAACACUUGCAGCCACAGCCCCCUCAUCAACAUCACCAACAGCACCCACAGCACCAACAGCACCCGCAGCAGCACCCCCAGCAGCAACAACAUGCAUCACGACCCACUCAAGGAGGCUCACUGCCCAACUUCUCAGUCAAUUUGCCG